AUGAAGAUACGUCGAGUUAAAGAUCGUUUGAAGAUGGUUUGUGCGCCAUACUAUUUGCCGAAAGAAAACAAGAGCAAGCCUGAGGGAGAGGACGCCCACUUCGCUUGCAUGGAGGAGCAGACAAUCGGCGUCGCGGACGGCGUUGGCGGCUGGGCUGAACGCAGUAUUGACGCUGGUGAAUACGCCCGAGAACUCAUGAUGAACUCAUUCUUCGCUCUUCACAAAAAUCCCAAAGAAAAGGAGCCACGUAAAGUCGAAGGAGUUGAUCCAAAAAGGGUUUUGCACGACGCAUUCUCCGUCACGGAAAGCAAAGGUUCUUGCACGGCCUGCAUCAUCACCCACAAAGACGGCGUUCUACGCGCUGCGAACGUCGGAGACAGCGGUUUCAUGCUGUUCAGGAAGAACAAGCUCGUAUACAGAUCGCCGUGUCAGCAGCGGGGCUUCAAUUGCCCAUACCAGCUGGGGAAUAACAAGAACAGUGACAAACCAGAGUGUGCCAUCGAGAUAAAGGUCGAAGUAAUGGAAGGAGAUGUUAUAAUUCUUGGAACUGAUGGUUUUUUCGAUAACGUGUUCGCGAGUGAAGCCGAGGAAGUUUUAGAGAGAGAGUCAAGGAAGAAGGGAGGGAUUGUACCGAAAAACUUGGCGUGUUAUAUUGCAGAACUGGCUUUGUAUAACUCGUUCGACAGGUUCAGAGAGAGUCCUUUCUCUAGAAAUGCAAAACUGGCUGGGAAGAACCGCAGAGGAGGCAAGAUUGAUGAUAUCACUGUGAUAGUUUCUCAGAUCGUUGCCGUCGACAGCUAG
This is a messenger RNA of Morus notabilis, 801 nucleotides long. RefSeq names its product probable protein phosphatase 2C 55. The record is from RefSeq and is a predicted model, not a curated record. Lineage: Eukaryota; Viridiplantae; Streptophyta; Magnoliopsida; Rosales; Moraceae. The transcript is spliced from 2 exons. Bases 1 to 801 code for a protein of 266 amino acids.